Molecule: messenger RNA, 3286 nt
Organism: Xyrauchen texanus (razorback sucker)
Lineage: Eukaryota; Metazoa; Chordata; Actinopteri; Cypriniformes; Catostomidae
Gene: rnf175
Product: ring finger protein 175
Exons: 9
Coding region: 109-1050 (313 amino acids)
Cellular component (GO): Golgi membrane; endoplasmic reticulum membrane
Molecular function (GO): ubiquitin protein ligase activity; metal ion binding
Source: RefSeq, a predicted model, not a curated record
GUGUUUUGGUCCUGCGCAGAUCUGUGCCGACGGGCUGACAUGAACACAUGAGCAAAAUGUCGAAACGGAGCUAUUAAUAGGUGACUGGAAUCUAGACCGUGAUAAAUAAUGGCUGGCCUGCAACCCCAGGGGGAUCUUUUGAAAAUCUCUCACAGAGAAACCUGGAAGAUGCAGCAUGAGAGGUUAAAUGUGAAGCACAGAGGUCACGAGGCCAUGCACGCUGAGAUGGUUUUGAUUCUCAUCGCCACACUAGUGGUCGCUCAGAUUGUGCUGGUUCAGUGGAAACAAAGACACUGCAGAUCCUACAACCUUGUUACACUGUUGCAGAUGUGGGUGGUUCCUCUGUACUUUACCAUUAAGCUUUACUGGUGGCGUUUCCUGUCCACAUGGGGCAUGUUUUCUGUCAUCACCAGCUAUGUCAUAUUCAGAGCUACCCGCAAACCACUGUCCUGCAGAACGCCAAGGAUGGUGUAUAAGUGGUUCCUCCUCAUUUACAAGCUGAGCUACGCUGUGGGUGUGAUUGGAUAUCUCGCCAUCAUGUGUACCAUGUUUGGAUUCAACAUUUUCUUCAGGAUUAAAGCAGAGGACUCUAUGGAUGUUGGUGUGAUUAUGCUUUUCUAUGGUCUGUACUAUGGGGUGAUGGGACGAGACUUUGCAGAAAUCUGUUCAGACUACAUGGCAUCUACUAUAGGGUACUAUAACAGGGGUGGUAUGCCGUCCCGAAACCUUAGUGAUAACAUAUGUGCGGUGUGUGGUCAGAAGAUUCUUGUGGAUGUAGAUGAAGAAGGCAUCAUUGAGGACACCUACCAGCUCUCCUGCAACCACGUAUUUCAUGAAUUCUGUAUUCGCGGCUGGUGCAUCGUGGGAAAAAAGCAGACAUGUCCAUACUGCAAUGAGAAGGUGGACAUCAAAAGAAUGAUGGACAACCCCUGGGAGAGAACACAUGUUUUAUAUGGACAACUUCUGGACUGGUUAAGGUACCUGGUGGCCUGGCAACCCAUUAUAAUUGGAAUCGUGCAUGGAAUAAAUUUUUCACUUGGACUUGAAUAGAUAUCUGCAGCAAUUAGUUCCAUUAAAACAGUACAUGUGUUUACCUUUUGGUAUUUAUUUGUAAAUUGUGUACUUUAUAAUCAAAAUCGCACAGCUGAUAUUGUAAUUGAUUUGAUACAGAGUAACAGACUUUUCCAAAACCACAGACAUAUACAACACUUUCAAAAAGUAAUCAAAGGAAAAUCUUUCGUUCUCUAAAGCUGCUUUAUCUAUUUUUUUUCUAUCACUCCUUAUCAAUAUAGUGCCUAAUUUAAGUGUUUAGUUUAGCCUCAUGACAGUUUGUUUGUUUAACUGUUUGCCAUUUAAAUGUUAUCUUUAUUUAAUGAGCGGGUGUUAUUGAUAGUGGAAAAAGAUGUUUGGUGAACUGGAAUUAUUGACAAAACAGAGGAUAAUAUUUUCUGUAAAUACUGUGUCAAGGAGGAAAUAAUCGGUAAUAACAUUUCCAUUGCAUCCAUGUGGUAAGAAACACAAUCUUAGUGUGUAAUUCAUAUGUUGAGGAAGUUGGCAGUUGCCAAUAAAAGAGAAAUCAUUUGUCAAUAUAAAUCUGCACACUCAGUCUGAAUAAAUGUGUUCUUAUAUGUAAGACAAACACUAUUAGUUCAAGCAUACUGAGACAUUUAAUGUUAUGUGAAAUGUGUUUUUGUUGGUUUUCUGUUAUAUUGUUGGACAUCGUUCGUCUAUUAAGAUACAGUGCCAAUAUAAAAAAUUUAAAAAUGGUUAAAAACACCAUCUCUAUUGUGUUAAGGUCUGGGCUCUGGCUGGACCAAUACAAAAAGUGGAUUUUCUUUUCUCAAGCCAAUCUGUAGUGGAUUUACUCUGGAAUCAGCUCAUAAAAAAUGUACGAGACCAAAAUGCAAAAUGAUCAGUUUCUCUGGAUUUACUAUUUAUAGGUAUGUGUUUGAGUAAAAUGAACCUUUUUGUUUUAUUCUAUAAAGUACUGACAACAUUUCUCCCAAAUAACAAAAAAGAUGCAGUGUUUUCAGACCUCGAAUAAUGCAAAGAAAACAAGUUCUUAUUCAUUUUUAAACAACACAAUACUAAUGUUUUAACUAAGGAAGUUUAUUUAGGCCUCCUUGAAAGUUGGAAUAACCCUGAUUUACAAUCACAGCUUUCACGUGUCAUGGCAUGUCCAGUCUUUCACAUUGCUUUUGGGUAACUUUAUGCCACUCCUGCUAAAGCAACUUGGCUUUGUUUGAUGGCUUGUGGCCAUCCAUCUACCUCUUGAUCACAUUCCAGAGGUUUUCAAUGGGGUUCAGGUCUGGAGAUUGGGCUGGCAUUGACAGGGUCUUGAUCCGGUGGUCCUCCAUCCACACCUUAAUAUAGACCUGGCUGUGUGGCAUGGAGCAUUGUUCUGCUGGAAAAACAAAUCCUCAGAAUUUAGGGAACAUUGUCAGAGCAGAAGGAAGAACGUUUUCUUCCAGGAUAACUUUAUAUGUGGCUUGAUUCAUGUGUCUUCACAAAGAAGAAUCUGCCCGAUUGAUCCUCCAUCAAAUUUCACAGUGGGUGUGAUACACUGUGGCUUGAAGGCCUCUAGGUCUCCAUCUAAUCAUUAGACGACCAGGUGGAGGAUUGGUGAUUAUCUGGGGGUGAGGAGAUGGAUGGUCACAAGCCAUCAAACAAAGCUGAGCUGCUUGAAUAUUUGUGCCAGGAGUGGCAGAAAGUCACCCAACAGCAAUGUGAAAGACUGGUAGAGAGCAUGCCAUGACACAGGAAAACUGUGAUUGUAAAUCAGGGUUAUUACACCAAAUAUUGAUUUCUGAACUCUUCCUAAGUUAAAACAUUAGUAUUGUGUUUUUUAAAAAUUAAUAUGAACUUGUUUGAGGUCUGAAAACACUGCAUUUUUUUUUUUAUUUUGACCAAUUGUCAUUUUCUGUAAAUAAAUGCUGUAAAUUUCAAUAUUUUUAUUUGGAAUGUGUGAGAAAUGUUUUCAGUAUUUUAUAGAAUAAAACAAACAUUUUAAUUUGACUCAAACGCAUGCCUAUAAAUAUUAAAUCCAGAGAAACUGAUAAUUUUUCAGUUGUCUCUUAAUUUUUUCCAGAACUGUAUGUUUAGGGUAAUUAUCCUGCUGCAUCACACAAAUUCUACGGAGCUUCAGCUGGCACACAGCCAACCUGACAUUAUCCUGUAGGAUAUCUUGAUAAACUUGGGAAUAAAUGUUUCCCUCUGAUGGCAAAAUGUCCAGGCCCGAAGCAGCAAAGCAGCACCAAAUCAUGAUGCUCCCUCCACAGUACUUCAC